AUGAGCAAAGUUAAUCGCUCUAAAGGUGUCAAAAUCAAAAGUGAUGUUCCCAGUGAUAAAAUACAAUUAGAUCUUGAUUCUCUGACAAAUGAGCAGGCUAAUGUAUCGAACAGACCCCACAUAAUAUAUGACAGUUCAAUUGAACAACUUAGAAUUACUGAAGAACGCAUACAAGAAAGGCUUAAACAAUUUGAAACUAGACAUUUAUCUCAAGAUCUUUCUGAUGGAUUAAAUUCAAUGCAAAAAUCAAAACGCGUCAUGGUUAGAAAAACUAUCCCAGAGAAAGAUAGACCUAAGCCUAUGCGCAAGGUUGCAGUUUUGAGAAAAGCUUCGGGAGAUUCUCAGCUUGCAGAACAAAUCACUUCAAUACCAUAUAACAAUAAAAAGCUUUCUUUUAGAAGACCAUCAAAUAUUAAUUGGCAUGCAGCUGGUCUGGGUCCACGUUUCAGUCCUGAGGGAACGCUUUUAAAACAUAGCAUUUUGGGUGAUCCUGUUAUAUUUUAUCAAAUUGCUUUAACCCGUGGAGAUAUCAGUUGGAAUAUGGUCCCAAGAGAAAUUCAAUUACAGCUUCAAACUACCAUGGCGGAAAUGCAAAAUCUCAACUUACCUGUUGCUUUAUCAUGUAUUCCAGAGCAAACAAGUCCUGGAUCACAUCCCUCCAAUGAUUCACAUUUAACAAUUAACCAUAGUACAGUAUCAAAUUAUCCAUCAAAUGAACAAAGUAGCAAAAAAUUAUUUAACCCAGAGACAAAUAAUUUACAUUUAAAUGGUGAUACUGCAUCGUUGGAGAAUUGGAAAUUAAAAAUUGGACAACAGAAAUUAAUGCAACAAAAACUAUCUAAUUUAAUGAAAAGAAAACCCAAUGAUUUAAUAAUGAACUCUGGAGAAAAUUUCUAUACAAUACAACUAACUAGAGAGAAAAUAGAUCGUCUUAUUCCACUGGUCAAUGAUGGAAAAGGAAGAAGAUAUAUGAGCGAAUUUUGGAAUCAACCGGAAUAUAUUAGAAAUGCUGAAUCUAGCGAUUUAUGUACAACGAUGACAAUGAAAGAAAAAGGUAUAUAUAAACCACUUGAAUUUAUCAAAUGCCCUAAAGUUAUUGAAAUAGAAAAAGGCAUUAUCUCACCGGAAUGCAAUAACAAUGAUGCUUCAAAAGAAUGUAUAACUGAAAUCAAAUACCAAAACACUUAUUUGAUGGAUAGAACUCAAGAAUUAUCUGACUUAUUAAAUCAAAUGGUGCCACAUGAACCAAUAAUGGAUGAGUUAGCAAUAACUGGUCAAAAAGUUUUAAAAAAUCAAGCAGAUGAGUCUCCUGAUGUUCAGAACGCCAGUAAAAAACCAAAUGAAAAUAUUAUACCAGAAGUUUCACAGAUAUUAGAAACUGAAAAGUCUAUAAAUCCACAAUUGAAUUCGAAAAUUAAUGAAUCCUAUGUCAAUGAACCAUCUUUAUAUUUGAAUGGUUAUCAUUUAAAUUGGCAUUCGAUUUCUUCAAGUCAAUCACCACGAUUGGGUAUAGAUAUUCAUUUAAAUUUCGAAAAUGAAUCUCCGAUAUUGCAAACAGAUUACAUUGAAUUGUUUAAUAAUGGAAACGUUCUUAUAUCAUACGAAUGGACUCGUAUUCCCCGGAAGAAUCAUUUUGAAUUGGAUACCAAAGAUAAUAAUGUGUUUUAUUUUGACUCUAAACCAGGAAUAAUACAACCAGGUGACAUUGUUCACUUGCCAAUCACGCUAAAAGCUCAUCAUGAAGGAAUUUAUAAGGAGGUUUGGCGUUUUGAUACAACUCCAGUCUUUCAAGGAAUGUUGCCAAUCCGCGUACACUUCCAUGCUAUUUCUGUAUGGCCAGAAUAUCAUCAAUUUUGUUCUUUUCUGGCAAAAGAUAUAUUUAUCCGAUUAGAACAGGAAGCUAACUAUCGAAUGGUAUAUCGAAUGCUACAAAAUUUAAUAAUGAAUAUUCAACCUGAAGAACGUCCACCAAGUCCAAUCCCUGAACCGAAUACAGAAGAGGCAAUAUUUACGUUAACUAAUCCAACUUUUCACUAUAAACACCAUGUAAUUCAAAAACUGAAACAAUUUUAUAAAGAGAUGAGAGAAAGAGAAGUUAAAUUUCUUGGGAAUGAUAAUGAAACACUUCUAUCCAACACUGAUAAUUGGAAAUAUUCAAUAACUGAACUAAGAAAAAUGAUUUACAAAUACUCACCUGAUAUGACCAAGGCAAAUGCUGCAGCUAAAAGGGAAGAAGAAUUUAAUAAUUUUUUUCAAUCUGUUGACCAGCUAGUAUUUCCUUCAAAAAUAAGUUUUACAAAUACAUCUGUAGAACGUUAUAGAAUCGGGUAUACUAUCAAUAUUUUUUAAAUAUAUCUUUCUUGAAAUAGUUAUCUUUGAUUAAACUUUUACAUGGCAUUCUUGAUUAUGAAUUUCAGUUGAAUUUUAUGUUGUCAUUAUAAAUAGUACCGUAAAUAUUUAACUUUACACUAUAAUGUAAAUUUUUAAAACUCAGUUGGACUCCAUUGGUCGCUGCUUCUCACUGGAAUCCCAGGAUAUACCUCUCGUGGAUGCGCACUGCUGAGGAG
Molecule: messenger RNA, 2567 nt
Organism: Schistosoma bovis
Lineage: Eukaryota; Metazoa; Platyhelminthes; Trematoda; Strigeidida; Schistosomatidae
Source: the annotation of a GenBank genome assembly